Molecule: messenger RNA, 2014 nt
Organism: Sphaeramia orbicularis (orbiculate cardinalfish)
Lineage: Eukaryota; Metazoa; Chordata; Actinopteri; Kurtiformes; Apogonidae
Gene: rxylt1
Product: ribitol xylosyltransferase 1
Exons: 6
Coding region: 55-1380 (441 amino acids)
Biological process (GO): protein O-linked glycosylation via mannose
Cellular component (GO): Golgi apparatus
Molecular function (GO): ribitol beta-1,4-xylosyltransferase activity
Source: RefSeq, a predicted model, not a curated record
AAAUGAAGGCGAGCUACACAAUGGUAACCUGAGAGAAGAAAAAAAGAGGAAAAAAUGAAAAUACCAAAAAGAAAAUUAUUUCUUCUCAUAAUUUUUGCCUAUGUGGCAUUUUCACUAUAUGCUGCAUACAAUGUUUUCUUCAGCACCAAAGCAAUAUCACGCGUUCAUAGGGUUGUGAAGAAAGAGACAGCCCCGUCGGGUGGUGUCAGAGAUGGCGGUGCUGUUGCUCCAUUUGUAGGCGAUGAAUGGAAUCCGUGGGAGAAUGAACAGGUGGACUACAACUCUGCUCUAAAUAAAAAGAGAGAGGCUUUCAAACAGUACAUCGGCCGAAUUGACAAAAACAAACCUAAAAGAUACAAGGUGCAAAUCUGGGGGAAAGCCGCUAUAGGGCUUUACCUUUGGGAACACAUUUUAGAGGGACCCCUCAACCCUACUGACAAAGUAGCCCAAUGGAGAGAGGGGGAGCUGCAGUGUGGAAAGGUUGACUUCAGUUUUUAUACAGGUCCUGCUGUCGUCCAAGGCCAUGUCCCUCUGGAAAUGAACAGCCUGGUUUUGGUUCUGAAUGGUCGUGAACAACAGAAGGUCACGUACUCCACACGGUGGCUGGAGCAUGUCAAGGCUCUGGUUCAGUCUCACACUGUAUCUCAUGUGGCUGUGGUCCUGCUUGGCAACGAGCGCUGCAACAAUGACUGGAUUGGCCCAUAUUUGAAGAGAAAUGGUGGCUUUGUGGAUCUGUUGUUUCUAGUGUAUGACAGCCCCUGGGUCAAUGACAAAGAUGUCUUCCAGUGGCCGCUUGGUGUUGCAACAUACAGGCAGUUUCCCAUGAUCAGGCCAAAUGCCCAGAUGAUCACCUCUAACAGGCCAUACCUCUGCAAUUUCUUAGGAACUGUUUACAAAAAUUCUUCCAGAGAAGUACUCAUGCAAGUGCUGAAACAAUCUGGCCUUGACAAAGAAUGCAUCACCACUGCCAGGGAGAAGUGGCUCCCUCAGGAGACAACAGACAGUCUGAGGCACUAUCAGACAGCUCUGGCCCAAAGCGAGCUCACCCUCUGCCCAGUCGGGGUUAACACUGAGUGCUACCGUAUCUAUGAAGCUUGCUCUUACGGCUCAGUGCCAGUGGUGGAAGACGUCCAGACACCUGGGACCUGUGCGGCAGGCCCCAGCGCUCCACUGCGUCUGCUAAAAGCUGCAGGGGCCCCCUUCAUUUUCAUCAAUGAUUGGAAGGAGCUGCCGGCCAUCUUGGAGAGGGAGAGAUCGAUGAGUCAGGAGCAGAGGGUGGACAGGAGGAGGAGGCUGUUGGAGUGGUAUGCCAGCUUCCGUCAGCAGAUGAAGGAGAGGUUCACAGAGGUCAUAGAGGAAACAUUCUUUAAAACUGUCUGACUGUGGUGCUUACUUUAAAAACCUUAAAAAGAUCAACAGGGUUAAUGUUCAGUAUUGACAUAAUUUAUUUUGUGGUGUGUGGAGAAAUGUGAUAGACUACUGUUUUGUGAACCUGGUGGUGUCCAGUGUAAUAGUCUAGUGAGAUUAUUAUAAAGCCAUUUAGGCAUUUAGUAAAGUUGAAAAGCUGCCAUUACUUGUCAGUUACGUCCUGUUCAGGAUCCUUUGGGAUUAUUGUAAAUAUGUUUUUUAUUAUGUAAACGUUUACAAUGGUGGAAUGUUAAGUCAGUUAAGAUGCCUUUAUAUUUCACAGCAACAUGUGGUUUGUUUAAUUUAAGUAUGUUAUACAUCUCUGUUUGAGCACACAUAAUAUGAUUUCAGAAAACACUACAAUGACUGAUAUACAUUAUGUGCUUUCAAGCCUUGUUUAAAAUGGUACAUCAUUGUUUUGUAACAUAAACAGCUGAUAUGGAGACAAAAAAAAAAAGACAGAAAAGUGGAUAGUGUUGGUGUGACAUGUAUUGCAUUUCAGAUUAUAGCAUUGCAAAAAACAUUUCAGCUUUGUUGUAUUUAUUUCAGUGCCAUGGCGCAUGAUUACUUUUUUUGUGCAAUAAAAUGAAAUUGAAUGUUGUAAAGA